Molecule: messenger RNA, 1806 nt
Organism: Nannochloropsis gaditana CCMP526
Exons: 4
Coding region: 96-1631 (511 amino acids)
Biological process (GO): transmembrane transport
Cellular component (GO): membrane
Molecular function (GO): myo-inositol:proton symporter activity
Source: RefSeq, a predicted model, not a curated record
ACACCAGCCACUAAACUGAAACCCAAGCCGCUGAAAGACGCUUUCUGAGGAGCUGGUGAAGUUAAAAAACACCCCUCGUUGGCCCCAACACCGGGAUGCCUCAAGGCACGAGUGAAAAUGUGGCUGUAUACGUGCAUAGUUCGUCAGUAAACCCAUCAGAAGGAGAUACUGUUGUACAUGUUGCCGAUACAAAACCCUCCGCCAACGUGCCACCAGACGGAGAGGCUUCGUCCCCCGAAAUUCCACCGACAUCUCUACAAGACGCCCGAGGCUCCAGUCUUUCAUCAUCAAUAUCACGCAUUGAAUCGACGUUGAGUGACAAUGUCUUCACUCAUCCGCCUCCUUCCAAAUAUUCCUACUUCGUGGCGGCCAUGGCCUGCUUAAAUAGCUGCAAUCUAGGCUACGAUGUUGGUUCUGUCGGAGGCGCGGCACUCUUGAUGCAGGAAGAAUUCGAGUGGUCAUCCUGGGACCUUAGCUUCUAUGUUGCACGGGCCUUUCCCCUCGCCAUGUUUGGCCGUUUUCUCAUUGGUAUUGGGGUGGGCCUCGGGCUCGCCAUUGACGCACUUUACAUUGGCGAAAUCGCCCCUCCCAGCCACCGUGGGCACCUGGUGUCCUUCUCGGAGGUGGCGCUGAAUUUUGGGAUCAUGUUGGGUUUUGUCGCGGACUACGCACUUCUAGAUGUGGGGCCUGGACUGGAUUGGCGCUUGAUGCUGGGCUUAGGGAUGGUGAUGCCCUCCAUCCUCAUCGUCCUCUCCUUCACGGUCAUGCCGGAAUCUCCCCGCUGGCUUUUGAUGCGGGGUCGGCGGGAGGAAGCCGUAGCAGUAUUGCGGAAAGUUUACAUGCCAGGGAGCAAUGUGGACGGUGUUGUUGCUCAGAUAGAACAUCAUAUACAAGCUGAUUUCGCCGCGGAUAAACACAGCAGUUGGCACGCCAUUUUUUGUCCGACUCCGCCCGUGCGGCUGAUGCUUUUGGCAGGGAUUGGGCUUGCGGCUUGCCAGCAAUUGAGCGGGUGUGAAAGUUUGAUAUAUUUCUCUCCAGAAUUCAUGAGAGACGCCGGCUUUGUCACGAAGAACGCGGCCUUUGGGAUGACCAUCCUUGUAGGGGCGAGCAAAACGCUUUUCACCAUCUUAGCCGCCCUGUACGUGGACCAAAUGGGUCGUCGGCCCUUGCUUUUCAUCUCCAUCGGAGGACUCUUUGUCUUCCUGAUCGUGAUGGGCCUGGCCUUUGAACGAGAGAGUCUGGCCUGGUUGAUGGUGGUAGGGACCACUGAGGUAUUCAGCACGCGCAUCCGUGCCAAGGCCAUGUCAUUGGCAACGUCCUCCAACCGUCUUAUCGCUGGAAUCGUUGCGAGUACAACGCUCCCCCUGGUCCAGGCGCUGACACCCAUGGGGUUCUUCUUCUUCUACGCCUGCAUGACGAUGGGCACUGGGGCCUACGUGUAUGUCUUCUUUCCUGAAACGAAAGGAAAGUCUCUUGAAGAGGUGGAAGAAUAUUUUGAACGGGUUGCAGCACAGGCGGGUGCCCGGAGAAAUAGGAAGAAGGGAGGUAACCGGGAGGGUGAGCAGAUGUACACGGCCCACACCGACGGAUCGAAUGAAAGUGAGGAACGCCAAGUUGAAAUGAUCAGCUGAAAAUUGUAUAGGGUGCAGUUGCAGUACAUUUAAAACUUGAAAAUAAAAUCUUAAAUACUCGAAAAUGAUGGGAUGGCUGAUUGUCUUCAGAAUCAGGCCAGGGGCUAAGGAAUUGUCUGAGUCGGGAUCUUACCUCUUGUGAGCCUCUUCGAUGCAAAACAAAUAUUUGUCAGCU